AAAAAGGUAUCUGUUUUCGUUUGGACGCAUUAGUUGACAACUUGACACUUCUGCGGUUAAACUGACGAGUAUAAAAAUGGCUGGAAAUUAUUAUUUUGUAAUCGUGGGUCACAACGAUAACCCCUUAUUUGAAAUGGAAUUCAAUCCUGCAAACAAGGAAACAAAGAAAGAAGAUCACAGGCAUUUAAGCCAAUUUAUUGCGCAUGCUGCGCUAGAUUUAGUCGACGAACACAUGUGGACGACCAAUGCACUUUAUUUAAAAAUUGUUGACAAGUUCAAUGAAUGGUUUGUAUCAGCCUUUGUAACAGCUAGUAGAAUGAGAUUUUUGAUGCUUCAUGAUGUAAAGAAUGAAGAUGGCAUCAAAAACUAUUUCAUGGAGAUGUAUGAAACUUAUAUUAAGCAUUCCAUGAAUCCAUUUUAUGAAAUGAACACUCCAAUAAAAUCCCCAGCUUUUGAAAAGAAAGCCUUAUUUUAUGGGAGGAAGUUUCUGACGGGUUAGCUGUGUGGCUCUUUGGACUCUUGUAUGAUGCUAAUCAUUUCAGCGGUAAAUCUAUGAAGUGGAAAACCCACAACAUUAUAAUAAUCUCCAUCAAUUGCUUCUAUCAGACUUCCACCUAGCCCUUGGAUUCCAUAUGAUCCUGCUUUACCCCUGCAUUGAUGUCAAUAAAAUUAAUAUUUAAAAAAUUUUUAUUUUGCAAAGAAACACUUACAGUGACUCUCCUGAUUCCACAUAACUGUUUAUUAUGAGGUUGCUCAGUGUGGCCAUCUUGACUCGAGUUACUUCUGAUAUCAACCUCUCUUUGUAUCCAUUUUGUGAUUUGUAAUGAAUACUGAGGCCUGUUACAACUGAGUGUACCUUUCCACUCAAUCUGUUGAAAAUUUAAUGGAAAAUUUUUAUUC
Daphnia carinata is the source of this 900-nucleotide messenger RNA. It is a transcript of the gene Trs20, whose product is annotated as trafficking protein particle complex subunit 2-like. NCBI's taxonomy places the organism in Eukaryota, Metazoa, Arthropoda, Branchiopoda, Diplostraca, Daphniidae. The record is from RefSeq and is a predicted model, not a curated record. The transcript is spliced from 3 exons. The coding region runs from base 77 to 499 and encodes 140 amino acids. Gene Ontology annotation, cellular component: TRAPP complex; nucleus; cytoplasm. Gene Ontology annotation, biological process: endoplasmic reticulum to Golgi vesicle-mediated transport.